UUUCCGAAGGUCCAUCUGCAAUCAGAAUUAAUAUGAACGUUUUAAAAAUUAUUUUAUACUGAAAUAAAUAAAUAUACAGGCUAAUAAGCCUGUAGCUAUAAGCGAUAGUUACUAAUUAAGUUUGUCACUCAUAUUUCCAUCUUGCAGAGGACCUUUGUAACGAGAUCAAAGAUGUACACCAGCUGUGCAGGGUGAAGAGGUUAUCUCAAACGCCCUUAAUUGGGCCACAGCCCAAUUAAGAGCGACUCAAAUGUCAUUACCGCUAAGUACUUCUUGCCAUUUGAGUCGGCAUGUUAGAGCUAGUCACUACGGAUUGUGGUGACACAGCACUGGACUGCCUGCAGAAGUUAAUCGCAUAUAGUCAUUUCACUAGCAAUGUGCCUGAUCCAACGGAGCCUUUGCGGUUGCUUCAUCGGUCCACAGACCGAUGAGAGUGUGCAGCUGCAGAUUAUUAAAGCUCUGCUGACUGUAAUGACAAGCCAGCAUGUGGAGAUGAUCAACGUGAUCUUCGCGCGAAUGGAGACUCAGGCGGAGGAAGAGAAC
Temnothorax curvispinosus is the source of this 543-nucleotide messenger RNA. Its product is annotated as brefeldin A-inhibited guanine nucleotide-exchange protein 1-like. The annotation marks the transcript as partial. NCBI's taxonomy places the organism in Eukaryota, Metazoa, Arthropoda, Insecta, Hymenoptera, Formicidae. The transcript has 2 exons. The record is from RefSeq and is a predicted model, not a curated record.